AUGCUGAACUUCCUUCUGCCAUUUCAAAAGGACACUCCCCAAGUGGCGUUGUCUAAAUAUCUGGAGGAAUUAAAGAAAGAAGUCUGGCGCGCGGCCAUAUACGGCGAAGAUGGCAAAGUUCGAGAUGUUUUUGCGAGACUUCACUGCAGAUCUAAUUCCCCUGGUGACCUCGAGGCAGGGGAGAACCCACCCGCCCCGACCCAGUUUGAAGAACUCAUCGGGAGGCUUGUCUAUCGGGAUUUAGACGUCUGGGAUCUAAGUUCUUCGAAACUGCAAUGGGCCACCGAAGUACAAAUAGAGGAAGUAACCACGGAACUGGCCAAUUUAUGGCACAUUCUUUCCAAAAAGGAAGAAGAGGCUAUUCGGAAAUACUCUGGAGAUUGGAUGAGUGCGGCCGGCAUGCAUUCCAUCCUGAGCAUUGCUAUUAUCCGUAACCAGAAGGACAAUGUGUCUUGCCUUCUUGAGACUUCGAAAAUCGACCUUCACACUACCUGCGGGGUCACUGAAAAAACAGCAUUGCAUUAUGCUAUAAGGUUCGGAUACUGGGACUUAGCAAAGAUGAUAUUGAAGAGUUCUUCGACGCCCCCAAUCUUGUACAUUAACACCGGCAACUGGAUGCAAGAUACAGCUCUCCACGAAUUGGUGAUGUGUUGUAUUUCUCAGACAAAAUUCGAUCCAGACUGGAUUUUCGACAACAGCAAUGAGCAUACUAUCCUUGAGCUGCUUCUUGGAUGCGGAGCGAAUGUUGACGCCAUCAAUUAUGCAUGCACAACUCCUCUUCAUAUGUUGGUCUCAAGUUACGUGGACGCUAGUGUUAAAUCUCUUUUACAAUGUCUUCUCGAUGCGGGGGCCGAAGUCAACACAAAAGAUCGCGAUGAAAACACCCCCCUCCACAGUGCUUGUAAGAUGCAAGACAAAGAAACCAUCCUGAAAUUACUUGGCUUCGGAGCUGACAUGAAUUGCCAAAAUAACGAGUGGAAGACUCCACGUGAAGUAUUUCAAUCGGUUCCAACACACGAUCAAGAAUUUGCAGACCGCAGACUUUCAAGGCUCCAGCGCAGUAUUCCACGCCACAAAAAAGACAUCGCUCGUGUAAAACGCUCAGGACCGAUGUCCAAGGAGAAGUCAAGGGUUUGUAAAAACUUUCCAAUCUAUUUGAGUUAUCGAGGAAGUCAAUUUCUCCCCGAUGUUGCUGGCCGCAGUUCCAUGUCCUGGACGGCGAAAGAUAUGAAGGUGUCCGAUGUUCUAUAUGCGCCGGAAAGUGCCCAUCCUCCGAGCUUCCUGAACAGCAUUGAGACAAGAUUCGUGGAAGACGUUUGGUAUGAGCUUUUUAUCGAGAGGACUCGGAAAGAUCAGCAAACUAUCCCCAGCCAGCCCACGGACGAGACGCGAAGAAAUGAAAUUCAGAAUACGCAACAAAAUGGAUCUGGCUCACAAGAGAAGAUAUAUGCUACAAAAGAGCAGCUGCAAAAGACAAUAGCAGAACACUGUUACCGAUGGAUGAACUUUCCUGCGAACAACAUGUCAUGGAUCAAAGAUUUCAUUAUUCAGAAUACUAAUGUUGAGAAUCACGCGGAAACGAUGCAAUUCUUCACAGACAGUAUUAAAGUUCGCGAAAGCACCAAUCUUGGGGCUCUACUUCGAACACCCCAUGCCAAGGCGGAACAAGGAAUGAUAUCAGUUGUAAUUCCCUUUUUGGACUUCGAAACGUUAGGGAGUAUGUCAAUUGCUAAAAGAAAAGUCCAGGAGCUUGAACAGGCGUACUUUCCAUUCACAGGAAUGGAUGGUCUUCAGGUACCGCAAACGCUUGAUGAGACAUCCAACAAGACCGGACGCCUUAAAACAUUGGGGACCAAGGAAAACCAAGUAAUUUAUAGGUGGUCUGAGAGACCCUGGCUAGCGACUAUGAAGCAGGAAACCGAGCGAUAUAUGUACGACCCUAAGCAACAUUUCGCGGACUUGUUACCCUGGCUUUUAUCAAAACUUUGGCCAAGAAUGGAAGAAAAAUAUCUAUUCGCAGCCGCAGAGAAGAUGACACGGAGACGCGCCGAACAGAAGAUGGCAAAGAGAGGAGAGGAACCUCAGAGUAUCCAGACUGGCCUUCCAGUUCAAACGAGGGACGGAAACAACAUACCGAAUGCAUCUAGAAUGCAAAAUAUUCGCAAAAGCACUGGUUCGAAGUGGCUGGUAGUUCGCCAGCUCUGGCUUUAUAAGCUAGAUAACAGUAUGUAUUCUUCCACUGGCCACUACCACACUUCAAAGUUUCUGAAUUAUUACCUCCUAACAGAGACCAUCUUGACUGCAAUACCGUUACGGAAGGGUUCCAAUGGAGCUGAUGAUCUGUUGGAAACCAUACGACAAAAGAACUCGGACGAAAUCGAAACUGCAGAUGAGCUGAUGAAACGUAUUAUAAUGGAAGCUGUGAACUUUCCCGAAGAGUUCCGAUGGGCUGGACUCGGUGAACACAUUCUCGACAUAUUCCAAGGCGAGAUCACCUUAGAGGCAAAUGAGGAAUUGCGUUUCUUCAACGACUUUAACAAUGCGGAUUGGAAGCCCGAAAAUGUCUACAAGGCUAUCCAAGAAGCUGCUAAGUCUACUUGGCAACUGAAAGACAUCCGAGAUGAACUCGGCCUGAUCCGACAAGUAUUUGAGACCCAGAAGAAGGUUAUGGAGGAGUUUGUAAACAUUCUGGAAGGGAAGUCAAGGAGGUAUGGGGAUGAUCUCGAUGAGCUCCUGAUUAUCGAAGAGAUGAUCAAAAGGACAUGGGACAUGGACAAGGAAGCUUCAUCCAUCCUCGAGGGGCUCAGCAGUAUCACCCAAGCAAUGCAAGCUCAAGCAUCACUUAAAGAGGCCGAGACUGCGCGUCUAAUGAAUCUUAUCAUCCUACCAUUUACUGUGGUUACUGUGGUUUUUACCCCUCUUUCAUUCAUGACAAGCCUUUUCGCUGUCAAUUCGGAUGGCUUUCCACACAAUGAGGAUGGAGAGCUCAGACUGCCUUGGUCAUGGUUGAAGUGGAGAUUGGUUGUCGGCGAAGCAGGGACAUUAAUACCUCUCUUGAUUUUGAUAAUGUCGAUAUAUUACUAUCAAGGAGGUAAGCGGUACGGCAAACAACAAAAGAAGCUCUCUUAA
Molecule: messenger RNA, 3129 nt
Organism: Fusarium sp. VM40
Lineage: Eukaryota; Fungi; Ascomycota; Sordariomycetes; Hypocreales; Nectriaceae
Source: the annotation of a GenBank genome assembly